GAGAGUAAACCUUUGAAGAAGAGUGCGAAUUGACGGACAGUAAUUUUGGUUUCAAGUGGAAGUGGAAAAUUUAAGUAAUUAAAGCAUAUGAAAAACAUUGCAAAGUAAAAAUAAACACAAAAAGUGCUUUAAUAAACUAAAUUUUAAAAUAAAGAUACAUUUUAUUGUCUGCAUUAUUUUGAGUGAGUCUUGUAUGAACAAAUUUUAAUCGGAUAUCUUUCCUUGAGUUUCAUACCUUGACAUAAGGGAGCGGUCAGUCACACCAAUAACUGCCUUCAGUUUUAAUAAGUACGAAAUAUAGUUAAAGCCAAAUGGAGUUUUGAUGACAAAUAUACUCUUAUCUCAACUAAGAAACCAAUCACUCGUUGGUAUUCUACAACUAAGAACAUUUUAUGUGAAUAACUUAAGAUCGUGCGGAAGUAUGUAUGUGGCAUAAGGGUUCAGAUUAAUGCAGGCUUUUUAGGGCGGCAUUCCGUGUUAGUCCGUAAUAACAGCAAGUAAAUUUAUGUGAUGGCCCCAUUUAAACUUAAAUUCCGAAUGGGUGGCUCGCGUAGUACAUCACAAGAGCACGAUCCAGAUCCACAAGUAAGCGAGGCGCUACUCAAUCAUCAUCAACAUCACUCGACAGCAAUUGGUGCCAGUAGUUCCACCAUCGACUCGACGGACUGUACCAGUCUCGGUUCAAUGGGUACAAAUGAGCGUAGAUCCUUGCUGCCAAACAAAAGCAACAAUUUACGAUUGGGAUUUAUCGAUCCCAGGGCAACAGCAUGUAAUGACGAGUCCUCAACGGGUUCCAAUACUUUUCCUACAACGCCACCGUCAACUUACGAUCAUAUGCUAGAAGAGUUAAAGGUUAUCACCCGUGAAGACGGUUCAAUUAAUAGACGAAGAGAUUCCUUAAACAACUCAAGUAACAACAUACUUUUGUUGUCGCUGGAUCACCUCUCUCUAAGCGAGAAUACAACAAUUCAAUGUACAGACCCUAAUUGCCAGGAGAAUUAUAUAUGCAACGAGCAACUCUUGCAACAACGACAGCAAAACGAAUCCUUAAAUGAGCGCAACAAUUUCAAUGAAUUUGCAGAGCAAUCACAAACAUUAAAUCAAAAUCUGCUAAACAACGAGGGCGACAAUUCCGAAGACGACACUCGCAAAGAGUCAAUUGACUCCACAGAACUUUUGAUAUCAACGAAUAUGGCGGCCUCAACAGCAGCAGCAUCAACAACUCACAACAACCCGAAUCUUAUGGGGAAUUGUACCGGUGACUGUGAGCAAUGUGAAUCGGGCCAUUACAGCGAGGAAUGCACGGAUGAGUGCAACACCGGCAACAAUGGCCAAGGCAAUAGUGGACUAAACAGCAAUGACUUCUUCGACCCACUUAUCAACCAUAGCGGAUACUGUGGAGAAUCACAUUACAAUCAAGAAAAUGGCGAAAAUCAACUGCAAAACGAAUGCCAAGGCGGUCGAUGCGAUAGUGACAGCGAUGACGGUUGGAGUACGCAUCAGCAAAUGUCGAACAGUCAUAGCUAUAAUCAUCAGCAACAACAACAAAUGCAAUCGCAAACUUUCGAAUAUAGCAACCAACAUGCGGCACAGGAACGCUCCGUCACACAGGAAAUAAUUAGCAACAAAUCAUCAAAGGAAAUAUACAAAGAUUUAGCCAAACAGUGGGGCAUAACGUGCAAGAUGUCAGACGCCUGUCGUUGCAUGGAGUGUCAGGGUCAUUAUUUCGAUUGUGAAUUCGAUGACAAUGAGCAUCAGAAAACGGAUGGCGGACUGGGUGCAGGCACACCAAUGUUCAUCAGUGAAGUGAUGCAUGGUUCCGCAUGCAAUAUACUCUAAGCUCGCCGACUUUGAGCACAGUUCUCGCACGAGACUCUGAGGAAGUGUCUAAGAGAUUUAGCAAGUGUAUGCACUUUGAACGUACACACAUACAUACACUAUACAUAGGCAAAAUUUUCAGAUGUACGUUCUUGAAAGCAACGGACCAUAUGUCUAUACUGAAUAACUAAAUAUGUAGUUAAGUACUGAUUAUAAAAUAUUUGGCAUGGACGCCGCUGCAACAAUUGCCGUACAGGCACCGAAAUAAAACACACACAAACACACACACUACACACAUAUAUAUUGUAUUUUUAAUAUUAAAUGUUGUAGUCAAUACAUAAUCAACGUAACAUUAUUGCACUACAAGUUUUAUUAGAACUGAAAACGAAUCGCACUGAUUAUCAAAGUUUAUAAAAGAAUCAAUACUAAGAUAUAGUGAAUAUUAGAGAAGUUAAAUAUAUUGUGUUUGUAAUGCCGUUAUAAGGAAUUAACAUUAAGAAGUGUUACAUGUUUAUCUACAAAGUAAUGAUUUAUGUUAGGGGUAUUCAUCUGAACGUUUAAAUACCACCCGAAAAAAACCCCAAAAAAACCCCCUAAACUAACGAGCUCACAAAACAGUUGCGUAAAUUUAUAUGAGAAGUCGUUUUUACUAAUUGUGUAGGUUAAAUCUAUGAUUUCAGUGCGUAAAUGUAAGCGAAGGCAGAAAGCAACCCUGUCUAAUGGAAUUUAAAAAAAUAUCUCUCGAGGUGGAUGCAUGUAAACGCUUAAAUUUCAGCGUUUCGUAAAUUUCAAUAUUUAGAUCAAUACUCCUAUUAUAUAUAUUUUCCGUAAAAACUUGUUACUCGCAACGCAAAAACUACAAUAAAUAUUUCAUUAAAUACUCAGUACUUGGGCAUAAAAAAAUGUUGACCUUUAUAUAUGAAACCUGCAUCAGUUUCGGGAAAGUACCGCCCAUUUCAUACUUCGACGUUUGUCUGAGCUGUGCAUAGUACGGCCCCAUAAGACAAAGGAAAGUACCUAUCAAUUAUAGAUAAACAUUUAUAUAUGUUUUCCUUUAACUACUUGUGGAGCAUAAUGCGUCAAAUUUGACGAUUCGUUAGCAAUUAUAACUCGAAUAAGUAAGUUGCUAGCCCGCCUAUCCUAGCUUGAUGAUAGUUAAGCAAACUACCUACACCUUCCAGUAGGUGCUGCCUGUUUUGGUCCGCGAGUGGUAUUUUAUUUCCCACCUACCUUGCAUAUCUGCCGAGCCUUCCCCUAUGCGCCACCUGGGGACGCGACUGAUGGGAGGCAGGCAAAUCCACACACCAAAUAUAAAGCGAAACUUUAAUGAAAUUUAAAUGCGCAAAUUUCCAUAAAUGCAUAAAGCAGCAGUAACCCAAAUUAAGUGAAAUUAACAGUACAUAAAUAAAUUGUAUUCCUCUCACUUCUGUGCAGGAAAAACACUUAACAGCACUUUUGCUGUAAAAACACGCACAUAUUUUUGUAAAAUCAAGGCGACAUCUUUUUUCGACAUAACAUUUCUUGGGCAAACAUGCCAUUCGUGUGCAAAACUUCUCGGAAAAUCAAUUAUAAUUAUGUCUCUCGAAAGGCGACUUGUAGAGUCGUGGUGGGGCUUUCUUUCAUAUUGUACAGCUCUCUUUCCAUUUGUACAGCUUUUAAAUUGUAGAAAUGCACUUGGCGACGAUUUUUCGUUGUCUUACUAGGGCAGCCGAUUUAAAAGAAAAAAAAACUUUUUCUACUGAUAUAUUAUAAUUUAAUAUUUCGUCUCCGCAAUGAGCUUUGAAUACAAAAUCAAUCAUUGACCAUAUUGUCACGUGAGGUCUUAACCCUUUAACUGUUUAUGGUGAGUAUACUCGUCACAACGAAACGAAAUUGUUUCGCAUAAUGUCGAGUAUACUCGUGGUGAAAAUAAAAAAAUCGCAUUCGUAUUAUUAUUCAACGAAUAAACUGUAAUUUUUUCCCCUGAAAUGAGGGCGAAUAAAGCUCUUUUAAAAAAUGUACGUUUCACAAUAUUUGUUAGUCUGGCAAUCUUAUUUAUUUUAUUUUUAUUUGUAUUAAGGUGAAAUUACAAAUUCUGGGGAUUUUUAUGAUUGAUUUUUUCAAAAAAAAGCUUUUGUAUGCAUUUCCAUUAAACUAUUCUGUAAAGUUAAUGAACUAUUCUGAUAUUCGGAUAAACCUUCAAAUACACCUCGACUUGGUCGUCCAGCUUCAACUACACUUUUACGAUUACUUGGAAAGCAUUUUCCUGACUUAUUACCAAGCACAAAAGCAAAAUCAAAUCCUACACGCAGAUGUUUAUACUAUUCAAAAAGUAAAAUUAGACGAGAAUCCAGAUGUUGCCCUCAAUUAAAAUUUUUUGUUUUAUAACUUAGAUUUCUUGAAAUUCAUUUGGUCUUUUAUUGCUUCUGUUUUGAUUCCUAGGUUAGGUGAGGUUAUUUCUGGUAGACGGUCUGUACGCCCAAGGUCUUACAGGUCCGUUGUGAUAUCACUGUGCGUCACGUGAACCUCAUUUAUUUUUCUUCGUGGAACCAUUUUGUGGCUCUUAUGAGGCGCAGGAUUGAUCCAGAUAGUUUCAUAAGAGAAUUGAAAAAAUUUUUACCUAGAAAACCUGCUCUAACUUUAGCUAAGGCUGGUCGUGCUCAAUUGUUCCUUCCUCUUCCUCAUCUCUAUUACCAUCGCAUUUCUAUAAAGCCUUAAUUUUAUCUCUAUAUGAUAUAUUUUUUAUCAAUGAAAUAAAAUUUUUUUAUUAAAAACGAAUACAAAUAUUUUUUUCUAACAAAAAAAACAAACCGCCACGUUUGAUUUUUAGUCGAUAAUUUUAGAGGCAGAAACAUUUCACUCCGUUUAUGUCGAGUAUCCUCUUCUUCGCUGGAAAAUAAUUAAGAAGGCAGUAAAAAAAUUUUUCGAAACAAAAUUAAACAGUUAAAGGGUUAAGCGAAUUUGCCUUACAUAGGUUUUGAUCAACCCAUCGAUAAAGUACAUAAUAAAAACACAGUUUAGAGCAACGUUGCAGCAAUUCUUUAAGAUAAUAUUGUAAUAAAAUGCAUAUAAAGUGUGCAUUAACUAUAGUCGGUGCAAGUUAGACUCGAUAUAUCGCUAUUUGGAUUUACCACUGUUUAUAUACAUAUAUGUAUGUAUAUGUAAGUAUAUAUAAUUGGUGCCUACACCCUCUAUUGGGUAUUUGACCGAACUUCUCCUCCUCGGAGAUUUUGUCAUUGCCUGACGAAGAGCGACCGCUAUAAGAAAAAAAGGUUCAAUACAGUUAAAUUUCAGAGUAACGAGUGGUUUAUACUCGUAAUACGAAAGCAUAUUGACGUGCGUGCACAUGCAUAGUAAAAUACGAGAUUCUUUUUUUCAUUUUUCAUUUGUAAAUUCGCCUGUAUUAUUUCUUCAAUGAAAGCAAAAUAGUUUUUUUUCCACUUUAGCAACUUUCGUAACUGCAAGCCGUGCAAAAGUGUAUACUUGCACUCAAUGAUGAUAGUAUUCAAUUCGCCUUGACUUGUGCUCGUGUAUACAUACAUAUGUACAUACGAGUAUGUAUUAAGAUGUGUCUCAUGAUAUAUAUUUUGUUUCGACAACGUCUCUGUGUGCAUAUAUACGAAUUCUCCUUUGUAGCUAACCUGAAGAUUGACAUACAUACUUACAUAAUUACAUACGCCUAUGUAUUAAAUAUGUAGAAUAAAAGACUUUUACACUAAAAUGCCUUUUCUUUAGAAUAAAAACGUUUUUACAAAAAAAAAAUUAAUAUAAUUCGAGCUCCAAGUUUUACGUUAUUUAACUUAUUAUGCAAAAUUACGAAUAAGUAUGAGUGCUUCAGAAAAUGAAAAAGUAUAUGUUCAUAGGAAAGUUGAAAGAUAACAGAAUACAAGUCACUCAAUGUUUUAGUAUUUUCUAUCAUUUUAGUAAGUAAUAAAAAUACUCAUACAAUUUAUGUACGUAAAUGCAUGCGUCUCUUCAUAAUUUAAAUGAAUGAUGAUUUCCUUGCAUUUAUUUGAAAUAAAACGUAUUAAAUAAAUA
Anastrepha ludens (Mexican fruit fly) is the source of this 5835-nucleotide messenger RNA. RefSeq lists its product as uncharacterized. NCBI's taxonomy places the organism in Eukaryota, Metazoa, Arthropoda, Insecta, Diptera, Tephritidae. The transcript is spliced from 7 exons. The record is from RefSeq and is a predicted model, not a curated record. Bases 511 to 1839 code for a protein of 442 amino acids.